Messenger RNA from Caenorhabditis briggsae, 1191 nucleotides. It is a transcript of the gene Cbr-dph-1, whose product is annotated as Protein CBR-DPH-1. The transcript has 4 exons. Gene Ontology annotation, biological process: protein histidyl modification to diphthamide. NCBI's taxonomy places the organism in Eukaryota, Metazoa, Nematoda, Chromadorea, Rhabditida, Rhabditidae. The record is from RefSeq and is a predicted model, not a curated record. Gene Ontology annotation, molecular function: 2-(3-amino-3-carboxypropyl)histidine synthase activity. The coding region runs from base 1 to 1191 and encodes 396 amino acids.
AUGGUGACUCGAGCGACACAAAUUUCAACACUCGUUGAAGAAAUCGCAAACGAUCCCAAUCUCAAGGAAGAUUUGAAAAUCCUUCCUGCUAACUACACUUUCGAAGUUCCUAAAACUAUAUGGAAAAUUCGAUCCACGAAUAGUAAAUAUGUGGCUCUUCAGUUCCCGGAGGGUCUCAUUAUGUAUGCAUGUGUGAUUGCCGAUCUUCUUGAGAAGUAUACUGGAUGUGAUACAGUUAUCAUGGGAGACGUCACCUAUGGCGCCUGCUGUGUUGAUGACUACACUGCCAAAUCUAUGGGAUGUGAUCUUUUAGUUCAUUACGGGCACAGUUGUUUGGUGCCGAUCCAAAAUACUGAAGGAAUCGGAAUGCUCUACGUGUUUGUGAAUAUCAAUAUCAAUUUGUCUCAUUUGAUUGAUUGUGUUCGAGAUAAUUUCCAAGGAAAACGGUUGGCUGUUGUGAGCACUGUGCAGUUCAUUCCGUCUCUCCAAACUCUGCGAACCACUUUCAAUACAGAUGAUAGUUCUAUCCAAAUCGAUAUUCCACAGUGCAAACCGUUAUCUCCUGGAGAAGUUCUUGGUUGCACAUCACCCCGAUUAGAUGCAUCCAAAUACGACGCGAUCGUUUAUCUAGGCGAUGGAAGAUUUCAUUUAGAAUCUAUUAUGAUUCAUAAUCCAGCGAUUGAAGCUUUUCAAUAUGAUCCAUAUUCUCGAAAGCUAUCUCGAGAAUAUUAUGAUCAUGAUUUGAUGCGAAAAAAUCGACUGGGUGCUGUUGAAAUUGCUAAAAAUUGCCAGACAUUUGGACUGAUUCAAGGAACACUUGGACGUCAAGGCAAUCUGAAAGUAGUGGAAGAGUUAGAAGCACAGUUGACUAGAAAAGGGAAGAAGUUCUUGAGGGUCUUACUUUCGGAAAUUUUCCCCGAAAAACUUGCAAUGUUUCCCGAAAUCGAUUGCUGGGUUCAAGUAGCUUGUCCUCGGUUAUCCAUCGACUGGGGAACGCAGUUUCCUAAACCUUUACUCUAUCCAUUUGAACUGGCUGUAGCUUUGGACAAUAUUUCGGUUCCCCAAGAUCAUUGGCCUAUGGACUAUUACUCCAACGAUUCACUCGGUCCAUGGACUAACAAUAAUGAAGCAAACAGGCCCAAAAGAGAAAAGCGGAGACCUCAUAUUGUGGUCCGAGCAGAAGCAUCGUAG